Anopheles funestus (African malaria mosquito) is the source of this 3522-nucleotide messenger RNA. RefSeq lists its product as uncharacterized. The record is from RefSeq and is a predicted model, not a curated record. The transcript has 7 exons. Gene Ontology annotation, molecular function: microtubule binding; beta-tubulin binding. Lineage: Eukaryota; Metazoa; Arthropoda; Insecta; Diptera; Culicidae. The coding region runs from base 1 to 3159 and encodes 1052 amino acids.
AUGCCGAAGAAAGCCAAAAAAAAGAGUUCGGUCAGCUGGACGCUGGCAGCCGACGAGCGGAGCCUACUGACGCAAGACCCUGGCCGGAAGCGAAAUACGAGAAAAGAUCUGAGGGAAACCUUCCGGAACAUAGGCGAAAUUUACUUCCCGACGAUUUGUGAAGCGCUGUCCGUGUUGGAAUCGAUCCAAGCCAAUGCCGGACAGGGACACCACCAAAUGGCCGAAGAUGUCUCACUGGUGCGGGACGAGAUCCGGAAGUUCAUUAGCGAUUCGCUGGACAGGAUGACCUUUCGCAUUGGGAGCAACAUUACACGGGAUAUGGAGACUCUGGAUCCCGUGAUGAGUGACUUCCAUUUCCAUGCGGACAAUGUACUUGCGAUGUAUCUUUGGAGCUUUCGUCCGGUUCCACUCGCACCAGAUUAUAAUCUGCUUAUGAAAGUUAUCAACAUGGUCCCACUGCACCUUGUGGUACACCGUCCCCCAACGCUGGAGUUGAAAGACUGUCUAAUCCGGGGACUGUGGCUGUGGUUCGAUCACUACAGCAAUAUGGACCCGACCCAUACCAUUCCAGUGCUGGCGCCAACUCCUGAGCUACUCGCGGCACAGGAAGCUGAAUGGACCGAGCGGCAAGAAGUGAGACGGAAGCAACUGGCACUGUUGUGGAAGCUACGGGAAGAUUACGAAAGCGAACAACGUCGUAGGCAGGCCGAAGCGGAAGCGCUUGAAGCUCAAAAGGGUGGCCCAAGUGCGGGCAAGGACGCGAAACCCAGUGCAACGAAAGCAAAGCCAGCGGGGAAAAAGGAGAAAGCUUCCAAACAAGCACCGAUCCCGGAAUCGGUUCCAGCGGUGAUUACGGAUGAGACCGAAGUUGACAUUGACGCUGAGUUCGAGAGGCAGGAAAACGAUCGAUUUUGGGACUGCCUCGGCAUUGUAUCGCCCAAAUCGUUACCCCUCCGGCCGGGAUACAUAAACCUGCGGGAGUAUGCCAUCGUCGGUGGCGUGUUCAAGCUGGCACGCUUCGACAAGCUUCCGCAGCCGGUUGAACUAAGGCCCGAUUUCAUCUACACUAACGUUCCGGUCGGUUUGAAGUUGACAGAAAAAGGGUAUCGUGCGUUCGAGGGUGAAGAGUUGAUUAAAAUUGAGCUCCAACUCCCGGCCCACUGUCACUGGUGGGAAGAGCCGACCGUCUGUUGCUAUGAACCGUGGGAGGAGGGUGAGCAGUUCACCCAGCUACCGUCGGAAGUUCAACAGUUUCACUUAAAGUAUGACGAAAUCGAGGCUCAUAAAGCGACACGCUUGUUUGCCGCACCCGAACACCGAUGGUCUCGGGCGCUGGCAAUCGAACCGAAAAUCAUUCAAGACUUUAGCCUGAUAGAUAUUCCGGUGGAGCUAAGACUACACUACCUCAUCCGUGAGCACCUUUUGCCGCGCGUCCCGGAGGGUUAUCGAUUCCGGGCGGAGUUGAAGCGCUUGUACACUAUCCUGACCGAACGAGCCGAACGUCGGAAAGCACGCGACCGUGAGCAGAUGGCACGGGACGGAAUGUUGCAGAAGUACGACCAAUUUCUCACCAAGAGCCAUCAUCAUCACGGGGGUCCUUCGAUAGCGCUGUCGGAAAUGCGCCUCCCAAUCGAUUCCGAUAUUGACAACGAGGAGGAAAAUGACAAGGAAACGAGAGGCUCCGUGCGAAUGUUCGCGCGGGAAGACGAUGCGGAGCGAUUGCAGGAAAUGGAUGAAAAAUUGCAACAAUUUUCAUUGGCACCUUCGGAUGGACCUAGGUACCUGCAUCCUCCCGCUCUGCUGUACCAGCCCCUACACUUCGGCCGCUGCGAUGGUUCUGAGAUUAGCGUUACCGAACAGGAAAUGGAAGCACUCGUGCAGAGAAUGGAAUCACCUAGCGCAAUGCUGGACAAUGAGUCCAAUGAGCGAUUGUGUAAAAUGUUUUCUACUUUUGUGAUGCUUCUCAAUUAUUUGCGGGAAAAGGAGAGGCCACAUUUUCCACCACUCCCAGCCGAAGAGGAUGAAACAGUCGGACAUCUGCCGCCCGCUCAGCCUUCGCAUCCGGACAAACAACGUAAGCGACCUCAAUUUGAGAUACGUACUACGAAAAAGUACCCUCUCGGGUUGGGUGAACGAACGCGAACGCUAUCCGGGACGAGUGAAGCGGCGUUGCCGGGGGAAGAAAAAAAGAAACGUAAACGAAAAAAGUCGCUCGAUAGUGCCAAGGCUCAGCAGGAGCACUUAGCGUUACAGGACGCAAAGAAAGCAUCCGAGACGAGGCCCAGCUCGGUGGAAACUCUGUCGCUGAUCGAGCACGAGCCGGGUCGAUGGUCAACGAUGCCAAUCCGCAGCCAAUCGUACGAUCCGGACAAACGGCUGCUAACUUUCUACACCGAUCGGUUGGGAGUGUAUGGGCUAGCUGCGCGAAAGUACUGCAAUGUCCCAUUCGUGCACUGGGACAUUCGUCGCCACGGUAGGAUUGCCAACCUGACGGCGGCCCUCACACUCUCCAGCAAGGCGCUGCAAAUCGUGUUCUACGUCACCUCGCAGGGCUAUCGGGUAGAGCUGCAGGAGCACGAUAAACGCCAAUCGAAAAAGCCCGACGAUGCUCCACCGAUUGUGUUACACCCCGCCGACGGAGCAUUUUCGCUCGAAGAGCUUGAAAAUUUCCUGCUCCGAAUCAAUGUGCACGUGUUUCCGCAAGUGGAUACCUGUUUUUACGUCUCCGGCAUGGAGCCCGGAUCAAGUCCGAAGCAUCCUUCAAUGGAAACGCACAACUUGCGGUGUUUGGGUGUGUUCUGUCUGACGCACAACUUUCACUCCUGCCUGUGGAACCGGUACGCCAAUCGACGCACUUCACUCGUACUCAGCCGGGAGCUUAUCGAAGGACGGAACGAGCCCGAAUUUGGAACCGUCAUGAUAACGCCACUUAAGUCACAGCACGUCGAAGUGGAGGAGCUGUGUUCGGAUUCGCUGGAGGAGAUCCUGCUGGCGUUCCAUCCAGGUCCGGAGGAGCAAAGUUACAAUGCGGAUUGUUAUGGCCUGCUGAAGGAUGGUCUGGAAGAACCGUCGCGCAAGGUAUUGGCCAAAACGCCGGCCCUGCUACAAUGGAACGUUGGUCAGCUCCUGCAGAAGCUUCGUCUGCUUAGCUACUCGUGAGCCUGCUCACGGCUCAAUUGUAGUCAUUGUGCCCGAACCACAACCCGACAACCCGACGCCCUGUCAUCAGCGUUGUUCGUUGAAUCGAAUGGCCUAUCAUUAAUGUAUUACAAAAUCACGCCAAUUGCAGUCAGCAUGAUGUUCGUACACGCCAUUUCGAAAACCAACCGACUGAGCAUUACAAUUGUGAAUCGCUUUCGCGGCUGUUUCAACCGACCAAAUGGGCUGCAAAGGGCCGAGUGCUUCUUGUAGCUGCUAUAUCGAAACUGGCGUACAAUUCGAAACCACCAACAAAAGCAUUAAUCAUCGUCAUGGCGGCUGUCGGACUCGUUUUCAAUCCAAUUACCAUUGACUUGCCACCAA